Molecule: messenger RNA, 1415 nt
Organism: Myodes glareolus (Bank vole)
Lineage: Eukaryota; Metazoa; Chordata; Mammalia; Rodentia; Cricetidae
Gene: Egfl7
Product: EGF like domain multiple 7
Biological process (GO): anatomical structure development
Cellular component (GO): cell surface; extracellular region
Molecular function (GO): signaling receptor binding; calcium ion binding
Source: RefSeq, a predicted model, not a curated record
GCUGGUCUUUCCUUCCUGAGGUGCAGCUGGCUCAUACGUCUGUUCCUGCUGCCCCUCGGUCUUGUACUCUCCAAGAUGCCCAUGCAGGCCUCUGCCGAGACCUAGGUCCUCCCUCUCCUGGGGCCAGACAUUCAGCGGUGAGGAGUCCAAGGAGAGUCCUGGGAGACCAGAAAGCCUCUGUUCAGUCCCUGUCCCUGCACCCUACCUGGCCUGUGGGAAGCCUCCAGAAGCGGCAAGACGCUGGCUGUUCCAUCUGCUCAUAAGAACAGCUGCCACCGGUGCCCAGGGGAUGACUGGAGGCCGGACCACAGGCCGCCAAAAGAAGGCUACUCCGCUUAGAGACGCAGACCAUGUGGGGCUCCCAACAGCUGCUUGUGGCAUGGUGUCUAGUGUUGGCAGCAGGUGGUACUGAGCAUGUCUACAGGCCCAGCCGCAGAGUGUGUGCCGUGGGAGUUCCCGGAGGCCCUGUCUUGCCUGUCUUGGAGUCCUUUGUGCAACGUGUCUAUCAGCCUUUCCUCACCACUUGUGAUGGGCACCGAGCUUGCAGCACUUACCGAACCGUCUACCGGACUGCCUAUCGCCGCCGCAGCCCUGGGCCGACUCCCGCCAGGCCUCGCUAUGCCUGCUGCCCCGGUUGGAAGAGGACCAGUGGGCUCCCUGGGGCUUGUGGAGCAGCCAUAUGCCAGCCUCCAUGUGGGAAUGGAGGGAGUUGCAUCCGCCCAGGCCACUGCCGCUGCCCUGUGGGAUGGCAGGGAGAUACUUGCCAGAUAGAUGUGGAUGAAUGCAGUACCGGAGAGGCCAGUUGUCCCCAGCGUUGUGUCAAUACCGUGGGCAGUUACUGGUGCCAGUGCUGGGAGGGGCAAAGCCCAUCUGCAGAUGGAAUGCAUUGCCUGCCCAAGAAGGGGCCCUCUCUGGUGGCUCCAAACCCCACAACAGGAGUGGACAGCAUGGUGAGGGAGGAGGUGCACAGGCUGCGGUCCCGGGUUGAUGUCCUGGAGCAGAAACUGCAGUUGGUGCUGGCCCCACUGCACAGCCUGGCCUCUCGGGCCACAGAGCAUGGGCUGCAAGACCCUGGCAGCCUGCUGACCCACUCCUUCCAGCAGCUGGACCGCAUUGAUUCACUGAGUGAGCAGGUCUCCUUCUUGGAGGAGCAGCUGGGGUCCUGUUCUUGCAAAAAAGAUCUGUGAUGGUAUCUCACCUCCCAGGCUGGACUGAGCUGCCGCCUCUAUGUCCCCUUCCAGCCAGACUUCAGGUGCUAUUUGGUGGUGCCUGCGAGCAAAAGGCCCUCUUUCUCAGGAGGUUCCUAGGACAGGUGCAUGGGGAGUGGGGUCUUUCCAGAAAAGGUACGAGAGCACCCUGUCCAGAGGUGAGGUCAGGAUUGUCCCCAUCUUUGUCAUAAUAAAGCUGGGACUUAA